AAUAUCCCUAAUUUCUUCCCCCAUAAAAAAGAAGGAAAAAACCCUAAUUAGCCGAUUCCCGUUUCAAAUCUUUUGAGAAAUUGAUAGCGAACAUGUCGUCGUCAGGGAGGAAGAUUACACUGAAGAGCUCGGACGGCGAAUCGUUCGAGGUUGACGAAGCGGUGGCGUUGGAAUCGCAGACGAUAAAGCAUAUGAUCGAGGACGAUUGUGCUGAUAACGGGAUACCGUUGCCUAAUGUUACCAGUAAGAUCCUAGCGAAGGUCAUUGAAUACUGCAAAAAGCACGUCGAGGCUCCUAAGACUGACGAUCGAUCCGCCGAUGACGAACUUAAGAGUUGGGAUGCUGACUUUGUCAAAGUCGAUCAAGCCACUCUAUUCGAUCUCAUUCUGGCAGCCAACUAUUUGAACAUCAAGGGCUUACUGGAUCUUACUUGUCAAACUGUUGCCGACAUGAUCAAGGGAAAGACCCCGGAAGAGAUCCGGAAGACUUUCAAUAUCAAGAAUGACUUCACCCCUGAAGAGGAGGAAGAGGUUCGUAGGGAGAAUCAGUGGGCAUUUGAGUGAAAGUUUCGGCUAUUCCGGUGCCUGUUCGAUUGUAUCAAACUUCUUUAUAAAAUUUAUUCUAUUGCUCUGACUUUUCAUCCGUACUUUCUGAGCUGUUUAAACACUUCAAAGUGUCGUUUAUGUUCCUACAUGUCUUAUAACUUCACCAGACCAAGUUUGUAAUGAUCCUUAAAUCAUGGUUUAUGAUAUGAACGAGAAUGGUUUGUCUAAAUUGCGUUUGUCACAA
Molecule: messenger RNA, 789 nt
Organism: Hibiscus syriacus
Lineage: Eukaryota; Viridiplantae; Streptophyta; Magnoliopsida; Malvales; Malvaceae
Product: SKP1-like protein 1B
Exons: 2
Coding region: 93-563 (156 amino acids)
Biological process (GO): SCF-dependent proteasomal ubiquitin-dependent protein catabolic process
Cellular component (GO): cytoplasm; nucleus
Molecular function (GO): cullin family protein binding
Source: RefSeq, a predicted model, not a curated record